Messenger RNA from Dama dama (fallow deer), 3581 nucleotides. It is a transcript of the gene SEMA4C, whose product is annotated as semaphorin 4C. Gene Ontology annotation, molecular function: chemorepellent activity; semaphorin receptor binding. The record is from RefSeq and is a predicted model, not a curated record. The transcript is spliced from 15 exons. Gene Ontology annotation, biological process: muscle cell differentiation; positive regulation of cell migration; negative regulation of axon extension involved in axon guidance. The coding region runs from base 141 to 2642 and encodes 833 amino acids. NCBI's taxonomy places the organism in Eukaryota, Metazoa, Chordata, Mammalia, Artiodactyla, Cervidae.
GCGGCGCAGGGCGGGCGGGCGCGCGCGGGCGGGCAGAGGCGGACCGUGGUCGGAGCCGAAAGCGAGGGCGGCGCCCAGAGAUUCAAGCAGCGAAGAAGAGCAGGGCAGCUGGCCUGGAGCGCAGAGCCGGGGCGUGUGCCAUGGCCCCACACUGGGCCGUCUGUCUGCUGGUAGUGGAGCUGUGGGGCCUGGGCCUUGGGGCUGAGGUGUGGUGGAACCUGGUACCCCGGAAGACGGUAUCUUCUGGGGAGCUAGCCACGGUGGUGCGGCGCUUCUCCCAGACGGGCAUCCAGGACUUCCUGACCCUGACCCUGACCGAGCAGACUGGGCUCCUGUACGUCGGGGCCCGGGAGGCCCUGUUUGCCUUCAGUGUGGAGGCUCUGGAGCUGCAAGGAGUGAUCUCAUGGGAGGCGCCAGCUGAGAAGAAGGCUGAGUGUAUCCAGAAAGGGAAGAGUAACCAGACGGAGUGUUUCAACUUCAUCCGCUUCCUACAGCCAUAUAACACAUCCCACCUGUACACGUGCGGUACCUAUGCCUUCCAGCCCAAGUGCACCUACAUUGACAUGCUCACCUUCACCCUGGAGCGGAGCGAGUUUGAGGAUGGCAAGGGCAAGUGCCCCUAUGACCCGGCCAAGGGCCACACAGGCCUCCUUGUGGAUGGUGAGCUGUACUCGGCCACGCUCAACAAUUUCCUGGGCACGGAGCCAGUCAUCCUGCGGAACAUGGGACCCCAUCACGCCAUGAAGACGGAGUACCUGGCCUUCUGGCUCAACGAACCUCAUUUUGUGGGCUCCGCCUACGUCCCGGAGAGCGUGGGCAGCUACACGGGGGACGACGACAAGGUGUACUUCUUCUUCAGCGAGCGCGCAGUGGAAUAUGACUGCUAUGCCGAGCAGGUGGUGGCCCGCGUGGCCCGCGUCUGCAAGGGCGACGUGGGGGGCGCGCGGACGCUGCAGAGGAAGUGGACCACGUUUCUGAAGGCACGGCUGGUGUGCUCCGCGCCCGACUGGCAGCUCUACUUCAACCGGCUGCAGGCGCUGUACACGCUGCAGGACGCCUCCUGGCACAACACCACCUUCUUCGGAGUUUUCCGGGCGCGGUGGGGCGACAUGGACCUGUCGGCUGUCUGCGAGUACCAGCUGGAGGAGAUCCAGAAGGUGUUCGAGGGGCCCUACAAGGAGUACCACGAGCAGGCCCAGAAGUGGGGCCGCUACACGGACCCUGUCCCGACCCCGCGGCCCGGCUCGUGCAUCAACAACUGGCACCGACGCCACGGCUACACCAGUUCCCUGGAGCUGCCCGACAACAUCCUCAACUUCAUCAAGAAGCACCCCCUGAUGGAGGAGCAGGUGAGGCCUCGAUGGGGCCGCCCCCUGCUGGUGAAGAAGAAUGCCAACCUCACCCACCUGGUGGCCGACCGGGUCUCGGGGCUUGACGGGGCCACCUACACGGUGCUGUUCAUCGGCACAGGAGACGGCUGGCUGCUCAAGGCCGUGAGCCUGGGGCCCUGGGUUCACCUGAUCGAGGAGCUGCAGCUGUUUGACCAGGAGCCUGUGGAGAGCCUGGUCCUGUCCCGGAGCAAGAAGCUGCUCUUCGCGGGCUCCCGCUCCCAGCUGGUGCAGCUGCCCCCAGCCGACUGCAUGAAGUACCGCUCCUGUGCUGACUGUGUGCUCGCCCGGGACCCCUACUGUGCCUGGAACACCAACAGCAGCCGCUGCGUGGCCGUGGGCGGUCACUCCGGGUCCCUGCUGAUCCAGCACGUGACGGUCUCGGAUACCUCGAACAUCUGUAAUUUCCGGGGCAGUAAGAAAGUCAGGCUCACGCCCAAAAACAUUACGGUGGUGGCGGGCACAGACCUGGUGCUGCCUUGCCGUCUCUCCUCCAACCUCGCCCACGCCCGCUGGACCUUCGGGGGCCGUGACCUGCCCGCGGAGCAGCCUGGCUCCUUCCUCUACGAUGCCCGGCUGCAGGCCCUGGUGGUGAUGGCUGCCCAACCCCGCCACGCAGGCGCCUACCACUGCUUCUCGGAGGAGCAAGGGGCCCGGCUGGCUGCCGAAGGCUACCUCGUGGCCGUGGUGGCGGGCCCAUCGGUGACGCUGGAGGCCCGGGCCCCGCUGGAGAACCUGGGGCUGGUGUGGCUGGCUGUGGUGGCCCUGGGCGCCGUCUGCCUGGUGCUGCUGCUGCUGGUUCUGUCCCUGCGCCGGCGGCUGCGCGAGGAGCUGGAGAAAGGUGCCAAGGCGGCCGAGAGGACCCUGGUGUACCCGCUGGAGCUGCCCAAGGAGCCCACCAGCCCCCCCUUCCGGCCCGGCCCCGAGACGGACGAGAAGCUCUGGGACCCUGUGGGCUACUACUACUCAGACGGCUCCCUCAAGAUCGUGCCUGGCCACGCCCGGUGCCAGCCCGGCGGUGGGCCCCCCUCGCCGCCCCCCGGCAUCCCCGGCCAGCCCCUGCCUUCUCCGACGCGGCUCCACCUGGGAGGUGGCCGGAACUCCAACGCCAACGGCUACGUGCGUCUCCAGCUGGGAGGGGAGGACCGGGGCGGCCUCGGGCAUCCUCUGCCCGAGCUCGCGGACGAACUGAGGCGUAAACUGCAGCAGCGCCAGCCGCUGCCGGACUCCAACCCCGAGGAGUCCUCCGUAUGAGAGGGGCCCCUCCGGCGGCAGGCUGGGAGGCACGCUCCCUACGUUUUUGCACAGGCACCAACUACCUCAGGGACAUGGCGUGGGCAACCUGCUCUGCCCGGGACAGACCCUGCCCGGCACCGCCCGGCCAUGAGGACCUGCUCUGUCAGCACGGGCACUGCCACUUGCUGUGGCUUACCAGGGCACCGGCCUUGCAGAGGGCACCUUCCUCCUCUGUGAGAGGCUGUGAAUCACGGACGCGUGGGACCCCAACAGCCAAAACCUUUCAAGGCAGAAGUUGCAGAUGUGGGUGUGUUUGUGGACACGUGUGUGAAUGUAGAUGUGUGCACAUACGUACUUAUGUUCAUUCGUGUGUGUGUGUGUGUGUGUGUGUGUGUGUGUGUGUGUGUGUGUAUGAUGUAGUCUUCCUGUUUCUGUCAAGUCUUCCCUUGGCCUGGGGUCCUCCUGGUGGGUCAUUGGAGCUAUGAAGGGGAAGGGGUCGUAUCACUUUGCCUCUCCUGCCCCCACCUGUCCCCAGUAGGGGGCAGCCAUGUACAUAUGGGGGUGGGCUGGGCAGGGUGCUGGGCCCCUUUGUGGGAAUCAGGGCUCUGGGGUGGGGCCUGGUCCUGCUCCCAGGGCUAUGAAUGUUUUCAGGGUGGGGGGUGGGGAGAUGAAGCCUCCUGUGUGUUUGGGGUAAGGGUUGGGAGGGGCCCCCCACUUGGCCCUGGGGUUCAGUGGUAUUUUAUACUUGUCCUCCCUGGCAGGGCUGGGAAAGGUUGUGUGUGGGGGGGAGGUGGGGGGAAGGUGAGAGGGGUGGGCAUGCUGUGGAUCUGGCAUAUCCUCUCCCAGCCCUAGGAGGAGGGCUCCCAGCAGUGUAACUUAUUGUGUCCCCGCGUAUUUAUUUGUUGUAAAUAUUUGAGUAUUUUUAUAUUGACAAAUAAAAUGGAGAAAAGGAAACCA